AUGGCUGCUUUUCCAAUUUGUACCUUCAUUAUCCUAUUGCACUUUGGCACAUUACUCAUCAUCCCUGCUCAGAGCUAUCUACUACAGCCCUGUGAGCCUGUCAAUGAGACUGUGUCUGUGGAGAAGGAAGGCUGCCCAAAAUGCCUAGUGUUUCAGACCACUAUUUGCAGUGGACAUUGCCUCACCAAGGAGCCGGUGUACAAGAGCCCAUUCUCCACCAUCUAUCAGCAUGUGUGCACCUAUAGGGAUGUUCGCUAUGAAAUUGUUCGCCUGCCUGACUGUCCCCCUGGUGUUGACCCUCAUGUCACAUAUCCUGUAGCUCUCAGCUGUGACUGCAGCCUGUGCACCAUGGACACCUCUGACUGUACCAUUGAAAGCCUAAAGCCAGAUUUCUGCAUGACGCAGAGAGAGUUCAUUGUCGACUACUAAACAUCAAUCAGCAUGUGUUUAU
This is a messenger RNA of Astyanax mexicanus (Mexican tetra), 451 nucleotides long. RefSeq names its product luteinizing hormone subunit beta (gene lhb). Gene Ontology annotation, molecular function: hormone activity. The record is from RefSeq and is a predicted model, not a curated record. The transcript is spliced from 2 exons. Bases 1 to 429 code for a protein of 142 amino acids. NCBI's taxonomy places the organism in Eukaryota, Metazoa, Chordata, Actinopteri, Characiformes, Acestrorhamphidae. Gene Ontology annotation, biological process: G protein-coupled receptor signaling pathway; ovulation. Gene Ontology annotation, cellular component: cytoplasm; extracellular region.